Podarcis lilfordi (Lilford's wall lizard) is the source of this 684-nucleotide messenger RNA. Lineage: Eukaryota; Metazoa; Chordata; Lepidosauria; Squamata; Lacertidae. The record is from the annotation of a GenBank genome assembly.
AUGGGCAGCUCUUUGUCUACUCCCCAACAGAAAUUUUUAAAAGACUUAAAAUUUCUCCUCUCCUCCAACAAAUUGGAAGUUCCUGAGGGUGAUUUGAUACAGCUUAUUCUGGCCAUCGAUGAGCAUUGCCCCUGGUUUCCUGAAGAUGGGACUUGGGAAUUAAAGCAUUGGGAUAAGAUUGGAGCACAUUUUCAUGGACACCCCAGCAUUGGUGUUCGGAUUCUAAAUGCAUGGUGCAAGGUUCGUUACGCCAUGGGCUCUUUAUCACCAAAAAAUAUCUCCAUGGCCGUAUUGCCAACAUCACCUCCAGCUUCUUUAGUCCAGCCUGCUGUGUUACCGUCUGUUCCAAUACUUGCCUUACCAGCACCCCCAGACCCCAAACCUCCGGACUACAGUUCCUCACCAGAGGACCCAAUCCUGCAAAAAUACCGUGGUCUGGCUGGCAAUGAUCCUACUCUCUCAGCGGCAGAACCAGCUACCCCUUUUCAACGUGCAGUCCUUGCCUGUUCCUUAAUUCAGGAUACUAUGGCAUUCCCUGUUAUUGUGCCCCCUGCUGGUGCCCCGGCAGGCACCCAAGCCCAACACCAACCUUUUGACUUUAAGAUCUUGAAAGAGCUGCAGCAGUCAGUAAAGACCAAUGGACUCCAAGCCCCAUAUACGCAGGCGCUUUUGGAAGCCACAUGA